This is a messenger RNA of Odocoileus virginianus texanus, 2647 nucleotides long. It is a transcript of the gene ZFP69, whose product is annotated as ZFP69 zinc finger protein. Gene Ontology annotation, biological process: regulation of DNA-templated transcription. Gene Ontology annotation, molecular function: RNA polymerase II cis-regulatory region sequence-specific DNA binding; DNA-binding transcription factor activity, RNA polymerase II-specific. NCBI's taxonomy places the organism in Eukaryota, Metazoa, Chordata, Mammalia, Artiodactyla, Cervidae. The record is from RefSeq and is a predicted model, not a curated record.
UGGCAUCAAAGCAGCGGCUGGCGAGCGGUAGCCUAGCCCGGGUCUGUUGAAAGCCGGUUCAGCGUUCCCUUGGCCUUGCAGGUCCCCAAAGCCCUGCUCCCGGGAGUGUGGCUGCGAAAGGACACGUUGGAGGGGCUGUGGGUUUAUCUGGUGCCUCAGCACCCGCCCUAGGCCGCCUCUCAGAAAUUUGGAAAAGAGCCCUGGUCCGGUGUGGAGACCGAUAGUCCUUUGGGCUUCAGAAGGAAGCCUGCGUGAAUGUUCAGCGUUUUUUAAAAAAGUCAUUGUGUUGGGUGUCGAUGUGGUCUGUCUAUAAAAGGCUGGGGAAGAACAAAAUCUCUUACCGGUUCUUCUCUAAAGAGACACCCUCUGGAGCUGAAAACCUCAAGAACCGGCUCUCUCAUGUCCCCCAUCUCUGGUCCUACCAGCGUCCACAGCCGCUCUGUUUUAAGUAUGUUUCUGCAAGUUCUGGAGUUCUAUCUGUAUGAUCGGUUUUCUGGAUCCCUCCUCCCUGCCUUUUGCUUCUCUAGAAGAUUAUGAAGAGGCAUAGACUCAGACCUACUCAACCAGCCAACCUGCAAGCAGGCAGGACUUACUUUUAGAGAGGAAUCAGUUUUUCAGAGCUGUGAGAGCCACAUCAGCCUCCAGGAGCCCCUAAGCACACACAAGAAUCCUGAGGGCAGGAGACUGUGAUCACAGGAGGACCACGCAACUGUGAGGCAUCUCAGCAGAGGCUCUGGCCGUUUCCUCACCAGAAGUGGACGAGGUCAGUCAGGAGGCAUCAUCAUGCUGCAGCAGCUCCUGAUCACCCUGCCCACCGAGGCCAGCACAUGGGUGAAGUUGCACCAUCCAGAGAAGGCCAAAGAGGGGGCGCCCCUGUGGGAGGAUGUGACCAAGAUGUUUGAAGGAGGAGCUCUGCUAUCUCAGGAUGCUGAUGAGACCCAGGGAGAAAGUUUAAAGGAUGAAUUAACCCCCGGGACCCCAACAACAGACUCCCAGGAACUGUUGACCUUCAAGGACAUAUCUGUGGACUUCACCCAGGAGGAGUGGGGGCAGCUGGCGCCUGCUCACCGGAAUCUGUACCGGGAGGUGAUGCUGGAGAACUAUGGGAAUCUGGUCUCAGUGGCAGGCUGUCAGCUUUCCAAACCUAGUGUGAUUUCCCAGUUGGAGAAAGGAGAAGAGCCAUGGAUGACAGAGAAAGAAGGCGCAGGAGAUCCCAGUUCAGACUUGAAGAGUAAAACAGAAACCAGUGCGUCAAAUGCAAAAUAUAACAUUUUACAAGAACAGUUGUAUCAUGGUAUGAUGAUGGAAAGGUUCAUGAGGGAUGAUGUCAUUUAUUCCACAUUGAAGAAAGUCUCAAAAUAUGAUGAUGAGUUAGAAAGGCACCAGGAUCGCCAUGGAAGAAAUGUGAGACAAACCACUAUGACCCAUAAGAAGAGAAGCCAAGAAAUUUACAAAUUUGGCAAAAAUAUUGUGAGUUCAAAUGUUGUUAUAGAACAGAGGCUCCGUAAAUGUGACACGCCUAGAAAGAGAAACAAAUGCAAAUCAGAUUUGAUUAAUCAUCCAACAAGUUACAUAAGAGUAAAAACCUAUGAGUGUAAUAUAUGUGAAAAGGUCUUCAAACAACCCAUUCACCUUACUGAACACAUGAGAAUUCAUACUGGUGAGAAACCUUUCAGAUGUAAGGAAUGUGGAAGAGCCUUCAGUCAAAGUGCAUCCCUUACCACACACCAGAGAAUCCAUACUGGUGAGAAGCCCUUUGAAUGUGAAGAAUGUGGCAAAGCCUUCAGACAUCGCUCAUCUCUUAAUCAGCAUCAUAGAACCCACACUGGGGAGAAACCCUACAUAUGUGAUAAAUGUCAGAAAGCUUUCAGCCAGAACAUUAGCUUGAUCCAGCAUUUGAGAACUCAUUCUGGAGAGAAACCCUUUACGUGCAAUGAAUGUGGGAAAACCUUUAGACAGAUUAGACACCUUAGUGAACAUAUAAGAAUUCAUACUGGGGAGAAGCCCUAUGCAUGCACUGCAUGUUGUAAAACCUUUAGUCAUAGAGCUUAUCUAACGCAUCACCAGAGAAUCCAUACUGGGGAGAGACCCUACAAAUGUAAAGAAUGUGGGAAAGCCUUUAGGCAGAGGAUACACCUUAGCAACCAUAAAACUGUUCAUACAGGAGUAAAAGCAUAUGAAUGCAACCGCUGUGGAAAAGCAUACAGGCAUGAUUCAUCCUUUAAGAAACAUCAGAGGCAUCACACAGGAGAAAAACCUUAUGAAUGUAAUGAAUGUGGAAAAGCCUUCAGCUAUAAUUCAUCACUUACACGACACCAUGAAAUACACAGGAGAAAUGUCUUCCAAAAUAAUAUCUGAAAACCGAUUAUGCAAUAUGAGAACAAAAGCUAAGUCUAAAUCAGUAACUCUGUGCUUUGAAUUUCAGGACUCUAAAUUUGAGGAAUUGACAUAAUGAUGCCAACUUCUAGUUUUGCUCAUUGUGUAAAUAAACACUACAUUGAUAACAACUAUUUACUAAUACCUCCACACAAAGUUACUUAAUCGAGAAUAAAAGAUGACCCUUCAAGUUAAAAUCAACAAUAUAGAAAAUUUUGUACAUCAUUAUUUUUAUGAUUUCAUGGUAGAUUAAUAAAUUAUUUUUCUUGGG